AUGGAUGAGGAGCUGAUUUUUACUAACGAGUUUUCUGGUACUGUUUCGCAACUGCAUUCGCAUGGGCAGACGAAUCUCAGACAAUGCUCUACUGCAGCUAUUAAUUCAGCCACUUUGGUUGGGCAUCGGCUAUUUGUGGCACAAGCCAAUAAGGCUCUAAUUAAUGUGUACAAUAUUCAUGGUGCUAAUAAGCGGGAAUCAGUUGAGCAGAGGUUGCCACUACCAGAAGUUGUCAGUUGUAUUGCUGUUGUGGAGAACAUCCAGGCGUCUAGAUGCGGUUCUGCGAAUUCCAACUCAGGUUUACCGUACCUACUUGUGGGCUCUACUCCUACGGGAAAAUUGUACGUCUGGGAGUUGAAUUCAGGGAAUCUGUUGUCGGUGAAGGCUAUGGCACAUUAUCAACCGAUUACAAAGAUACAGUCUAUUGUGAAUGGCAAGUACGUUAUCACGAGUGGAUCAGAUGCUCGUCUGAUUAUCUGGCAAACGGCUGAUUUGGUUCUCCACGAUGAUCCUAAACCACUAUACAUACUGCACGAUCACACGUUGCCAAUAACGGAUUUUGUUGUGAGUAAUGCUUACAACGGCGAUUAUAUAAAUACCAAAUUGUUUACAGUGUCGGAGGAUGCGACAUUGAGAUGUUACCAUAUUGACUCUCAACUUGACAAACCAUAUUUGAUUGCUACGUUUACGUUUGCACUACCUUUAACAUCGGUAACAUUGGAUCCAGCUGAUAGAUGUGUGUAUGUUGGAACAAAGGAAGGGGCCUUUGCUUUACCUGUUUAUUACGGUUUGGACAACAAUGAAACUAAGUUGGUGAAUCUACUGCAUUUCGGAGAAAACAAAAUAUUAUCCAUUAUAGAAUCUCAAGAAGGUGUAGAUGUGAAUCGCAAGGAAUUGUACCAAAUGGGACAACUGGUCUGCGACAAGUUAAUACCAUCCCAUAUAACGGCUAUGAAGUUAUCCAUGGACGGCAGUCUGAUUGUGUUCGGUACCAACCAAGGUAAUUGCAUUGUGAUGGAUAUUUACUCAAAGCAGCCUGUGCGCGAGGUAGCUCCUAUUGUAACACAAGACACCAAUGUAGGAAUGGUAACGAAUUUGCUUUUAUUCCCAGCGACUAUGGAGUCUGAAUCCUUGAUGCAAUCAUCUGUUUAUGAUGUCAGCAGCAAACACACUGAAGCGUCUAAGAUCCCAAAUCUCAGCAAGUCUGUAUUUGAUAAGAAGGGUCCGCAUGAUAUAGUUUUUCAGGUGGUUUCUCGGAAGGAGUUGGAGAAGGUACCGCCCUUAUCAGAUUUCAAGGAGUACGUAGACUGUGUUGCUCAAGAGGAGAGUGUAUUCUUGCAACAAGGCCCUAUACAAAGUACAGUGAAGGUCAUAAAUCAAGAUAAACAAGCCGAGGAGGUUGUAGCAGACCUACCACCGUCCAAAGAUGCAACUGAUGAGGGCGCAGAAAUUUCCAAGCUGAAAGAAACAAUCGAACAGCUGACCUGUGCUUACAAAGACUUGAGGGCAAUGCACGAAACUCUGUAUGAAGAGCAUAAUAAGCUGCUACAGUCGCAGCCCAGCCUCCACUAA
Messenger RNA from Eremothecium cymbalariae DBVPG#7215, 1572 nucleotides. It is a transcript of the gene IPI3, whose product is annotated as chromatin-binding/pre-rRNA-processing protein IPI3. Gene Ontology annotation, cellular component: nuclear pre-replicative complex. The coding region runs from base 1 to 1572 and encodes 523 amino acids. Lineage: Eukaryota; Fungi; Ascomycota; Saccharomycetes; Saccharomycetales; Saccharomycetaceae. Gene Ontology annotation, biological process: rRNA processing; DNA-templated DNA replication. The transcript has a single exon. The record is from RefSeq and is a predicted model, not a curated record. Gene Ontology annotation, molecular function: protein binding.